Anolis sagrei ordinatus is the source of this 3091-nucleotide messenger RNA. The record is from RefSeq and is a predicted model, not a curated record. NCBI's taxonomy places the organism in Eukaryota, Metazoa, Chordata, Lepidosauria, Squamata, Anolidae.
CAGCCUUGAGUUCAGGUCCGUUGCAGAUGCAGAGAGAGCCUUCCAGAGUGAGUGACAGCUGUCAAUCUGGAUGGGAGGGAAGCCUUUGCUGGACCGGCACCAUGCCCUGCUUGGCCAAGGGACCGAGGAGGAGAUGGAGAUAUUUGGCUACAGGACCCAGGUCUUCCGGAGGGCCCUUUGCAUUGCUGGCUACCUCUUCUCCUGCGGAGCCCUUCUGCUCCUCUUCUACUGGAAGCCAAACUGGGAUGUCUGGGCCAACUGCAUUCCCUGCAACCUGGAGGAGGCCGAUAUUGUAUUGUUACGGGCAACAGAUGAAUUCCAGAGAUACAAGAGGAAGAAGGUGAUCUCCCUCAACCUGAAGCAUCUCCUGGAAAGUGAAAAACCAGAGCAGCUCUUCAACGAAGACCAGGAAUCUGUCAUCAACAGAGCCAUCACCAGGCCUGGAGACAAAGUGAGGUACAUCCAAGCGCAAAAACUCCGCUACAUCUGGGAUGUUCCUGGAAAAGCCUUCAUCAGAGUUGGAUCACUUGAGGACAGCAACACUUGCUAUCAGAUACACCAGAAAUUUGGAGAUGGGCUGACCGGGAGUCAACGAGAACUCAGGAAGUUGGUGUGUGGACCCAAUGCCAUUGAAAUCGAAAUCCGACCAAUCUGGAAGCUGCUUUUCAAAGAGGUCCUGAACCCAUUUUAUGUCUUCCAAACCUUCUCCCUGACGCUCUGGCUCUCCAUGGGGUACUACGAGUUUGCCACAUUCCUCGUUAUCCUCUCCAUCAUCUCCAUUGGGAUCACCGUCUAUGACCUUCGGCAGCAAUCCAUCAAAUUGCACAACCUGGUAGAGGAGCACAACAAGGUCCAUGUCACCGCCUGGACCAAAGACGAAGGGGAACACCAGUUGGAGUCCUGCCACUUGGUUCCCGGAAACAUCCUCCUCUUGAAAGGGCAGAGGCUCUCCUUGCCCUGCGAUGCCAUUCUCCUGGAGGGAAGCUGUGUGAUUGACGAAGGCAUGCUCACAGGUGAGAGUGUCCCAGUGACCAAGGCCCCUUUGCCCCAAGUGGACAAUGUCCAGCCCUGGAAGAAGCACAGCCUGGAGGACCACCGUCACCACGUCCUCUUCUGCGGCACAGAGGUCAUCCAGACCAGGCCCAGCGGCAAAGGGCCAGUCAGAGCUGUCGUGUUGCAGACAGGUUUCAACACUGCCAAAGGGGACCUGGUGCGGUCCAUCCUCUACCCAAAGCCCCUGAACUUCAGGAUCUACCGAGAGGCCUUCUUCUUCAUUGUUGGCCUGAUGUGUGUUGCCAUUGUGGGGCUGAUCUAUGCCAUUUGUGUAUAUGCAGAGAACAAGAGACCCGUGAAAGAGACAGCGUUGAUGGCCUUGCUUCUGUUGAGCACGGUGGUUACUCCAGCCCUCCCAGCCGCCUUGACCACCGGCAUUGUCUACGCCCAGCGGAGGCUCAAGAAGAGGAAGAUCUUCUGCAUCAGCCCCCAAAGGAUCAACGUCUGCGGGCAGAUCAACCUGGUCUGCUUCGACAAGACUGGCACCUUGACAGAAGAUGGGUUGAAUCUCUUUGGCGUCAUCCCUUGCCAGGACGCAAGCUUCCUCCCGCUGCACAGCUUCUCCUCCUCGGGCCCUUUGCCCUGGGGCCCCCUCUGCCAAGCCAUGGCCACCUGCCACUCGCUCCUCUUCCUGGAGGGGAGGCUCCAGGGGGACCCCAUGGACCUCAAGAUGUUUGAAGGCACCGGAUGGGAGAUGGAAGAAUCCGGUUCAGGAGAGCCAGAGGGUGAUGCGCCAAGGACAUGCUCCGUGGUGAAACCAGGACCCAAUGCUUCCAAGGCCCCGUUGGAAGGGAUGGCCAUCCUGCACCAGUUCCCCUUCUCCUCCUCUCUGCUGCAGAUGUCGGUCAUCACCAAAGAGCUGGGGAAGGACACCCACGGCCUCUACAUGAAGGGAGCCCCCGAGACCGUGGCCAGCUUCUGCCAUCCAAGCACCGUGCCAUCCUCCUUCCAAGCAGAGCUGAAGUCCUUCACGGCCCAGGGCUUCCGGGUCAUUGCCUUGGCCCACAAAGAACUCUCUCUAGAUGCAGGAGACAGCUUCAGGGACCUGGACAGGGAUGAGUUGGAGUCCGGCCUGACCUUCCUGGGCCUCCUGGUCAUGGAGAACCGGCUGAAGGGCGAGACCAGGCCUGUCCUGGAAGAGCUCAGGGAGGCCCGCAUCCAGACCGUCAUGGUCACAGGUGACAACCUGGAGACGGCCAUCACGGUGGGCAGGAACUCUGGCAUGAUCCCUUUGGGAGACAGAGUGAUCCUGGUAGAAGCCAGUGAUCCAGGGGAUCCCCACCCAGUAUCUGUGACUUGGCAGGUGGUGGAGGACACAGAGUCGUGCAAAGAGAAGAACCAAGAUCCCUGCAUUGCUAUUUAUGGCAAAGGGAGCAGCAGCAGCAGCAGUUUCCACUUUGCCAUGAAUGGGAAGACCUUUCAAGUAAUCCAGAAAUUCUUCAGCUCUUUGUUGCCAAAGAUUCUCGUGAAUGGGACUGUGUUUGCACGGAUGUCUCCAGGGCAGAAAUCCAGCCUGGUGGAAGAGUUCCAGAAACUGGAUUACUACGUGGGGAUGUGCGGAGAUGGAGCCAAUGACUGUGGGGCUUUGAAAAUUGCUCAUGCAGGAAUUUCUCUCUCGGAGCAAGAGGCUUCUGUGGCGUCACCCUUCACCUCCCAAACACCCAACAUCGAGUGCGUCCCAGAACUCAUCUGGGAAGGCCGUGCCGCCCUCAUCUCCUCCUUUGCGGUGUUCAAAUACCUGGUCCUUUAUGGUGUGAUUCUGUUCAAUGGCUGUGCUUUGCUUUACUGGCAACUGCAGGUCUUUGGGAAUUAUCAGUUCCUCCUGCAAGACGGUGUUGCUAUGGUGGCCUGCCUGACAAUGAGCCUGACGGAGGCCCAUCCUAGGCUGGCCCCCUUCCGCCCCUCUGGGCGCCUCAUCUCCCCGCCACUCCUGCUCUCCGUCAUCUUCAGCAUCCUCUCGGAUCUUGCCAUCCAGACCUGUGGCUUCGUCUUCGUCAAGAGGCAGGCCUGGUAUGAGCAGGUGCGCAGCUACAGGUGA